Messenger RNA from Cavenderia fasciculata, 129 nucleotides. RefSeq lists its product as uncharacterized. Bases 1 to 129 code for a protein of 42 amino acids. NCBI's taxonomy places the organism in Eukaryota, Evosea, Eumycetozoa, Acytosteliales, Cavenderiaceae. The record is from RefSeq and is a predicted model, not a curated record. The transcript has a single exon.
AUGGCCAGCAACGACGUCAACAAUGGAGCAGACGUGCAUCUAAUGGCACACGACGCCAGUUCUUGCAGACACCCAUACUCAAUCUUGGCGAUGAUCGGUCCCGUCGCCAACUGCCACGCUCUGAAAUAA